AUGACCGUGUCGGACUACCCUACCGGCCGUGUCGGAGGUUCUGUUCUGUAUCCAAAAUAUUUUGAAGCCGCUUUCGACUUUUCUCAUCGAGACCGUCUUCUCAACGCUCUCCGCACCGAUGGAGUACCUGGAAAGUUUGUUCGCUUGGUUAAUGACAUGAUUCGACUUCGGGCUGGAGGACCACCUGGUCGAAAACUGAAGUUCUGGACUGAAGUCGUGAAAGAGGAUCUGAGGACAUUCGGCGUGGGUAGGCAGCUCAAGCGAGACGUGAGGUUUUGCAAGACAUUCAAUAACUACGAAUGGAUUGAUUCUGUGGAAGCUCUCGCAGAAGAUUGA
This is a messenger RNA of Necator americanus (New World hookworm), 336 nucleotides long. RefSeq lists its product as uncharacterized. The coding region runs from base 1 to 336 and encodes 111 amino acids. Lineage: Eukaryota; Metazoa; Nematoda; Chromadorea; Rhabditida; Ancylostomatidae. The transcript has 3 exons. The record is from RefSeq and is a predicted model, not a curated record.